CAAACGCGAUAGAUUUCUCUCGUUCAGGCAGUAUAAGCUGCCUUCUUUUUCGUAUGUGUUCUUGGUUUUCUAAUUUAUAUUUAUAACAGUGUAUUAUUUUCGAAAAUAAUUUGAAAAUCACAUGGUUUGUUAAAUUGCUCUUGUUUUCAAGAUCAAUUGAUAAUCAUUCAAAUGACAUCUCAGAAGAUGUCACAGAAUAAAAUAAUAACAAUUGGUACGCAUGACGGUACAUUCCAUUGUGAUGAAGCUCUUGCAAUUUUUUUGUUGAAACUUUUACCUAGGUAUAAAGAUGGAAUUAUCGUAAGAUCACGUGAUCCUGAUGUUUUAAAUAGUUGUGAUAUUGUUGUAGACGUUGGUGGAAAAUAUGAUCCUUCUACUCAUCGAUAUGAUCAUCAUAUGAGUGAUUUUAAUGAGUCAUUAAGUACAAUUAUACAUGAGGAUGGAUGCAACAGUAAAAUUAAGUUAAGUAGCGCAGGAUUAAUUUAUUGCCAUUUUGGUCAUGAAAUAAUUAAACAAUUGGCUCCUGUAAAUACAAGCGAUGAUAUUAUCAAAAUAAUAUUCAAUUCAGUAUAUUACAAGUUAAUACAAGAAAUUGAUGCUAUAGAUAAUGGAAUACCAAUGUUCGAUCAAGAACCUGUUUAUAAGAUAUUAACAGGAUUAUCUUCGAGAGUAGACAGAUUAAAUCCUUCUUGGAAUGAUGAAAAAACAAAUGAUAAUAUACAAUUUUUAAAAGCUAUUGAUUUAGUUGGAGAAGAAUUUAAUUAUGCUGUACAUAAUUGUAUAAAUGUAUGGUUGCCUGCAAGAUACAUUGUAGAAAAUGCUGUAGCAAAUAGAUUUCAGAUCGAUAAAAGUGGAGAAAUCAUAGAACUAGAAAAGUUUGCACCAUGGCAGCAACAUUUAGUGGAGAUAGAAAAGGAGAAAAAUAUAAAACCUCUUAUAAAAUAUGUAAUCUUUAAGGAUGUAAAAACAGAAUAUAGAGUUAGAGCAAUUCCUGUAAAACCAUCAAGUUUUAUAUGCAGGAUGUUUUUGCCAGAAAAAUGGGCAGGUUUAAGAACAAAAGAUCUUGAAGCAGUCAAUGGAAUUAGUGGUAGCAUAUUUGUACAUUCAGUUCGUUUCAUUGGAGGUCAUAAAACUAGGGAAGGUGCAUUAGAGAUGGCAAGAAAAGCUCUAGAAAUAGGAAAAAAUGAACAAAUUAAGUUAAAAAAAAAAGAGAUAAACAAAUAACAAAUUCAUAUUUCACGAAUUGCUGAUUUAAGUAUUAUAAAUAAAUCAUUUUAUGAAAAUGAAUUGGAAUAAAUUAAUAAGACCGAAAAUUAUUCAGAAUAUAAUAUAGCGGUUUUAAAAUGACAGUCGUUAAAAGUUCGAAGUGAAGAUUUCUAUUCGUGAGACGAUCAUCUUCUCCAAAUUAAAGCUAUAAAUUGACAGAAUUUCUAAGGAACGAGAUUUUUACAAUUAAUAUUAUAAAAGUAAAAAAUGAUAUUUAUUUUACAAUUAAAUAAAAAGUAAUAGAAAUAUAUAUAAUAAUACAGGAAAAUAAAAUAUAAUUAGUAAUGGUGAUCGUAUUGUAAAAGUGAUUGAAUACAUAAUAAUUUAUAUUGUUGUUCGAUUGUCUUCACUGUUCUUAGUUAUCCUGCUCGUUUUCAAUGAUAAAUUUUACAUUUCUAAAUAGAACAGUAAUGUUGUGAUAUGGCAAUGUAACAACGUUGAAGUAUCGUAGUAACGUUUGCAAAUAUUAGGAACCAUACGGCAUGAAUUAUUUGACACAGCAUUUGCCGACAAAUUUUUCAAAAGUAACAAUAAAAAAUGCUUCAAUUAACUCUGAGUUAAUUCUAGUUAGAAUAAUUUCUCUUAAUAUUAAUUAUUUUAUAAAAGCUAUAUUUGUACGUUAACGAUCUUAGCCAAUUAUAUUUUAACAUAAUGAAUUGUAGUAUAUUUUUUAAAAUUAAGUUUGACUUUACACGUUUAAUACUUAAUAAAAAAUUAUGUACUUCAGAUCUAUGUAUUUGAUCACGUCAAAUUAUAUAUUUGAUUUAUUGUAUGUAUUUGAUUACAUAUACGGAUAUGUAUUUGCAUAUUGUUUUUUUAAAAGUAUUAUUAGAUUUGUCGUAUUUUUAAUAUUUUUAAUUUUAUCAAUCUUGUUAUAAAGAUUUACGAUUAUAUUUCAUAAUAUUUUGUAAAUAGUACGAAUGUCAUAAAAUGAAAAUAUAUGUUGAAAGAAAUGAUCACUGAUAAUGAUGAAGAAAAGUAUAUAUAUGUACAUUGUGCACGGAAUUAUAAAUAAUAUAAUUAAAAAAUAAAUACACAUGUAUUUACA
Messenger RNA from Vespa crabro (European hornet), 2314 nucleotides. Its product is annotated as MYG1 exonuclease. The transcript is spliced from 6 exons. Gene Ontology annotation, cellular component: cytoplasm; nucleus. Bases 172 to 1224 code for a protein of 350 amino acids. Lineage: Eukaryota; Metazoa; Arthropoda; Insecta; Hymenoptera; Vespidae. The record is from RefSeq and is a predicted model, not a curated record.